AUGGCGAUUUGCAUCACAUUCGGAACACAUGAAUUUACCUCGAUGCUCGAAGGGUACGAGAAUGUCAGAGCAUACUGUUACAACUGCCAACACUGGAACGGACACUGUAUAACUCGGUGGCCGUGGUUUACCAUUUGCUUCAUUCCCUGCAUCCCUCUCUCGACACACAAGUACAAGGUGAUCUUUCCCCUCAAGAUCGAUCGACCUGAUAUCACGCCGGAUACGAGACCUCCGCAAGGCAUACCGCCAGGUCCUGCACCACCGCCACAGGCAUACUAUGCUGCUGGCGCUGCUGGCGGCGGUUAUCCGCAGCAGGGCUACCCACCCCAGGGACCGGGGCAGGGACAACCCCAGGCACCACCGCCGCAGAACUACGGCUAUAAAUGA
Molecule: messenger RNA, 387 nt
Organism: Aspergillus udagawae
Lineage: Eukaryota; Fungi; Ascomycota; Eurotiomycetes; Eurotiales; Aspergillaceae
Product: rhodopsin family protein
Exons: 6
Coding region: 1-387 (128 amino acids)
Source: RefSeq, a predicted model, not a curated record